Populus trichocarpa (black cottonwood) is the source of this 966-nucleotide messenger RNA. Its product is annotated as bidirectional sugar transporter SWEET9. Gene Ontology annotation, molecular function: sugar transmembrane transporter activity. The record is from RefSeq and is a predicted model, not a curated record. Gene Ontology annotation, cellular component: membrane. Bases 59 to 838 code for a protein of 259 amino acids. Gene Ontology annotation, biological process: carbohydrate transport. NCBI's taxonomy places the organism in Eukaryota, Viridiplantae, Streptophyta, Magnoliopsida, Malpighiales, Salicaceae. The transcript is spliced from 6 exons.
AAGAUGUUUUAGAGAGUUCCAAGUGAAGGCUUCAGCAGAAGACCUCUUAGGCCUAAAUAUGGGGUUCUUGUCAAACGAUCAGCUGACUUUCUUAUUUGGUCUCCUUGGAAAUAUUGUGGCAGCGGGGAUGUUCUUGGCGCCAGUGCCCACUUUCUACACAAUUUUUAAGAGGAAAUCUUCUGAAGGUUUUCAAUCAAUACCAUAUUCAGUUGCCCUCAUGAGUGCCUCAUUGCUGUUAUAUUAUGGUCUUCUCAAGACAAAUGCUUAUUUGCUUAUUAGCAUCAACAGCAUUGGAUGUGCUUUUGAGGUUACUUACCUGAUAAUCUACCUAAUAUAUGCACCGAAACAGGAAAAGAUGCAUACGAUGAAGCUGUUACUCAUUUUCAACAUGGGGAGUUUUGGCGUGGUGUUGUUACUCACCAUGUUACUAAUGAAGGGCAAACCUCGACUUUCUGUCGUUGGGUGGAUUUGUGCCGUUUUCAGCGUUGCUGUAUGUGCUGCUCCAUUAAGCAUCAUGAGACGGGUAGUAAGAACUAAAAGUGUAGAAUACUUGCCAUUCACAUUGUCUGCUUCCAUUACUCUCAAUGCUGUAAUGUGGUUCUUCUAUGGGCUUCUGCAACACGAUUACUACAUUGCACUACCAAAUGUGCUAGGGUUUUUGCUUGGAAUUGCUCAGAUGAUCUUGUACAUGGUAUACAAGAAUUUGAAGAAGAAUGUUGAAGAAAAAUCAGAACAGCUUGCAGGGAAUAUGGAGGUGGUGCAAAUGACAAAGGAGACUGAGAGUUGUACCGUUGACGAUCCACACAUGGAAACUAAGAUAUGCAUUUGUGAUCUCUAACCCAACAAAUCCAAUGUAAACAAGAAAAUAGAGAUGAUCUGUACCAAUGUAUAAUCCAGCACUCGAGGUGCAGCUCCAGUACGAAGGAUCCUAUGUUCAAAAAAGAAAACAACAAUGGAUUCAAGACU